Molecule: messenger RNA, 2091 nt
Organism: Cannabis sativa
Lineage: Eukaryota; Viridiplantae; Streptophyta; Magnoliopsida; Rosales; Cannabaceae
Product: polyphenol oxidase I, chloroplastic
Exons: 1
Coding region: 125-1966 (613 amino acids)
Biological process (GO): pigment biosynthetic process
Molecular function (GO): catechol oxidase activity
Source: RefSeq, a predicted model, not a curated record
AACUCCACCCACUUAGGAAGUAAGAAAAAAAAAAAAAACUUCAUGAAGCCCUUAUAAAGACGCAGUGCAUGCCGUUCAGUCUUGCACCAUAAACCAAACCAAAAUCACUAUAUAGCUAAUAGCUAUGGCUUCCCUGUCUCUCACUCACCCGCUGGUGAUGACCACCACUCCUUCAGCUCCAACCAUUCGAACCCCAUUUCCCACUAAACCUAAUCAACCUGGCUUUGUACGUAGACUUGCAUGCAAAGCCAGUGAUCAAGGUAGUAACAAGAAAAACCCUAGCAAACUAGACAGGAGAGACAUGUUGAUCGGUCUAGGAGGACUCUACGGCGUGGCUGGCCUGACCCUAGACCCGCUCGCCUCCGCAACAGGCCCGGUGCAGGCCCCGGACCUAUCGAAAUGCCACAACCUGCUGGAUCCGCCUUCUAAACCACCUCUUGAUCCAGAUGAUGUCAAAUGUUGCGCUCCAUAUAGCGAUAAGAUUGUUGAUUUCAGACCUUGUCAACCGCCUAGAACUUUGCGAAUUCGGCCAGCAGCCCAAUGGAUGGACCCUGAUGACGUAGCCAAGUACAAGAAAGCCUUAGCGCUCAUGAAAGCUCUGCCCGAGGACGAUCCGAGAAGCUUUGUUCAGCAAGCAAAAGUUCAUUGUGCUUACUGCAAUGGCGGGUAUGACCAAGUGAAUUCUGGUAACGACCAUUACAUUCAAGUUCACCACUCGUGGCUCUUCUUUCCCUUUCACCGAUGGUACUUAUACUUUUACGAGAAGAUAUUGGGAAGCCUAAUCGACGAUCCCAGUUUCGCUUUACCAUUCUGGAACUGGGAUCACCCUUCUGGCUACCAGAUCCCGUCCAUAUUCGUCGACCAGACCUCCCCUCUUUACGAUCUAAACCGAAACCCCUGUCACUUGCCGCCAACAAUGGUCGAUCUUGACUACACUGCAGGAGAAAUUUUUAAUCCAAAGCCUCCGGUAUCGGAAGCACAACAAGUCUCAAUCAAUCUAAGUGUUAUGUACCGCCAGAUGGUCUCUUCUGCUAAAAUUCCAUUGUUGUUUUUCGGAGAACCCUAUAAGAAUGGUGACUGCCCUGAUCCCGGACAAGGUAGCAUCGAGAGCAUGCCUCACAAUACAAUCCAUAUAUGGUGUGGUGAUAACAGAAGGGAGAAUUGGGAAGACAUGGGAAGCUUCCACUCAUCUGGGAGAGAUCCCUUGUUUUACAGUCACCAUGCUAACGUUGACCGAAUGUGGAAUAUUUGGAAAUCUAUCCCCGGUGCAAAAAGAGUUGAUAUAAACGACCAAGAUUAUCUCAACUCCACUUUCCUCUUCUACGACGAAAAGAAACAACUGGUUCGUGUUAGAGUUGGAGACUCACUCGACAGUAAAAAAUUAGGGUACGUUUAUCAAGAGGUUGAUCUUCCUUGGCUAAGGUCCAAGCCAAGACCAACUAAGAUAAACCAACAGAAAAUGUUGACGAAGAAGACUAAUAAUUCUGGAUCACCACUAGUUAAGGAUCAGUUAUUUGUCCUACCUCCGAAUAAUGAGGACAUGAACAUAACGCCAAUUAGCAGGUUUCCGUUAACGUUGAGUGAGACGGUGACUAUAGUUGUGAAGAGGCCUGAGAAGUCAAGGAGCAGGUACGAGAAGGAGUUUAAAGAAGAGGUUUUGGUUGUUUCUGGAAUUCAUUACAACAUUGAUGAGCCUGUGAAGUUUGACAUUUACAUUAAUGAUGAGGAUGACGAUGCCAUUACUGGACCUCAGAAGGCGGAGUUUGCUGGGAGUUUCUCUACAGUGGUACAUAAGAGCAAAGUUGGUGUCCAAUCAUGUGACCAAAUGAAACUUAAUAUUGGGAUAUCGGACUUGUUGGAGGACAUCGGUGCUGACGACGAUGAUAGGGUCAAGGUCACUUUAGUUCCAAGGAGUGGUAUUGGGAAAGUUACCAUUGAAGCCAUUAAGAUUGAUUAUAUCGCUUGAAUGAUCCGUUGUUAAUUAUAAUAAUAUAUAUGUUAUGUAUGUCGUGUUGUGUAAUGUUUUCUAAAUAAAGCAAGUCAAUGCUAUGAAUUAAACUAUUAAUAUAUAAUUUGAUAAGUCCAGCUAAA